Arctia plantaginis is the source of this 2814-nucleotide messenger RNA. The record is from the annotation of a GenBank genome assembly. Lineage: Eukaryota; Metazoa; Arthropoda; Insecta; Lepidoptera; Erebidae.
AUGGAGGGCUCUGGAAUACAAGCGAAGUUAAAAUUGUUGUUCGCAAAAAUUGCCGAACCCAAUUACGUGAUGGACAAUUAUUAUGUUGAUGGUCUUAUCAACAAACUGUCAAACAGUUCUGACCCUGAAACAUCAUUUCUAGAACUGCCUAUUUUGUCAGACUUGAUUAUUGAGGGAUUGAAUCAUGCAGAAAAUGCUCACAACACGGUCAAAGUUUUUCUCACUAGAAUGCUUGCUGUUGCUGUGCAAAGAGAAUUUCAUUUUGCUAAAAUAUUCUCUAUGCAAGGCAUUAAAAUAGCUGCUGGUUUUAAAGAAAUAUGUGGCAUUAACGUAAGUCCGAGUAUAAAAGUAUCUUAUAUGGAAGUAGCUCUAGCUAUAACUAAGCACCAAUCAGGGAUAUCAUGGAUUUUAGACACUGCUAUAUGGAAAGAAAUAUUCAAACUGUGCCAGCAUAGGUCAACUGUUUUCAUUGUACGGCAAACAUACAAGUUUAUGUCAGAGUUCCUUUGGGCAGUGAAUGAUGUAGAUGACCAAGUCAACCUCAGAUUGGUUUUGGAUGCACUCGUGCAACCGUUGAUUCAAAUGGACUUUUUAAAUAGAAAACCAAUGACUAGUGAGGAUGAAAUAGACUUAUGCAAUGCCAUAGAGCCGUCUAUUCAAAUAUUUCUGAGUGUUGUGAGUAAGGAUCAACGAAUAGUGAAUGCAAGUGUACUCAUAAGUAUAUUGAUAAAAGAAUACAAACUUGUUCAACAUUUGGUUCUAGCAAUUGAUUGGAUACGGUCAGAAAAAGUUUUACUAGUGAUGAAAUUAUCAUUCUGGUUAAUGCUUGGAAAAACCUUUUUGCUAAAGCCAAGGUUGCCUGAAACAAUUUACAGUCAUGAUGAUUUUCUUGAAGCCAUGGCCAUAAACUUCAAUAUGAUACAGUCCUUUAUCCAACGGCGAAAUGCGAUCCAACUAUUAGAGUAUUGUGCAGCAGUUACAAUUAUAUGGAGUAGGAUUUGUGACAAAGAACCCAGAAUUGAGGUGGAAGAAUUUAAAAAGCAAGUGUAUAUGAAAAAUCAAAUGUUAUUUUUAUGUUUAAUACCAAUUUUGGCGUUUGUUACAUAUCAGAAGAGCCAGUCACAUUUACAGGAUACAAGAAUAUCUGAUUAUAUAUCGCGACUACUAAAUUCUUCUUGUGAGCAUACUACUAAAGCUGCUUACGCUUUACGAGAUUUAACUUUACAAUUAGAUCCAUUACCUAUCAGCAUUCAAAGUGUAAAGACUAUUAUAUAUUUGAAGGAUCAUAUGGACCAGGAGCAAGGCAAUUUAGUAUUCCAAGCACUUUUCUAUGUUCUACAAGAUUUUGAUCCUGUUGACAUAUAUGGUGAUGUGAAACCGGAAGAGGAUUUUGAAGAAAGUGAAGGAAAGAUUAUGGUAGUGACAUAUGUUCUGGACGCAAUAUUGUUAUUGAUUACAGAAUGUAAUGUAAAUUGGCAUGAAAGUCUAGAAAUCAUUUGUUUAUAUAAUAUUGUGAGCAAUAUUUUACGAAAACCCAACCUGACAUGCAAAUUUGUUGUAAAAGCCCUCAAUGUUAUAACUGUAACCGUGAAGAAGUUCCUGCAACCAAAUCUCUCAUUGCUGUUGGAAUUGCAACCAGGAACACCUAUCCAUGAGCUUGGCAAGCUGAUCUAUACAAAGAUACAUGACAGGAAUUGGGAAGUCAGGGACACAGCACUUGAAUUAUUGCACAUGGUCACCGAUAUCUCAUACAUAAAAUUUCCACCAUUUCAGAAACAAAUCUUUGACAACAAUUUAAUAAAUGUUGCGGCUACAAUUGCUUUCAAUGAUCACGAGGCUUAUGUACGGGUUUCAGCAUUGAAAUGUGUGGCUUCAGCCAGCCGAAUUGGUAUUCUAUGGGAGAAACUGGAACAAGAAUACCCUGACUUACAGUUUCGAUUGUUAAGUUUAUUGCGAUACAAUGAUGAAGGAAUCGUACGAAAAGAAGCUUGCAACGUGCUUUGUGACAUGUAUAAAAACAUUAAGUUGACUCCAUCUUACAAAGAGAUAUUAUAUGAACAUAUGGUUUCAUCAGCUCUGGCAGAUUUCCAUUGGGAGGUACAAAUAAGCGCCCUUAAAUUUUGGAAGAUCGUUUACCAAUCUUUUCUUACUGACCAGGGUAUGUUAGAUGGUGAGUUUCCUCCCAUUACGUUUUCCAAAGAAACAAGAAAAAUUGUCAAGUUAGAUGAAAAUGAAGUCCAAAAACGACUGUUAAAAACAUUAGAUGAAUUAGCAGUUAUUGGUUGCCUGACAGUAUUUGUUAAGUUAUUGAACAAUGAAACGGAAGUCGGAAUUUUGGAUGCGGCAGUAUCAACGGCAUUAGAAUUGUAUGAAAUUCUAAGUAAGUACAAAUUGCACGAAUGUUUAAGAUGUAACGAAGGGGAAAUUACGAGUGUUGAAGAGCUGAUUAGUAAUAUAAAGGAGGAAUCAGACGACGACAACAAUGUGGACAUGGUAGACGCACAGAACUCAGAUAAUGUUAUAGAAGAGAUCCUUAAUUCUGACGAUAUAAACCUAUUAUCGAAAAUAUAUGAAAGACAUAUGACGUUGAAUGCUAAUAAACCAGAAAUGGUUCUUAAGCCAAGGAUAAAACUGUUGAAAUUUGCAUCGCCAUAUUUAUUUGUUAAUCAUGUAAAAGAUAAUGAUUUUAGAGUUAUAAUAGAGGAAAAAACGAGAUGGAAUGAAGGUAUAAGAAGCGUUUCGUCUUUAUUGGACGACAUGUUAGGUAUAUACGAAAUGAAUAAUGAAGAAGUCAAUUCAUUAGAUUGUUACUAA